Megalobrama amblycephala (Wuchang bream) is the source of this 1595-nucleotide messenger RNA. It is a transcript of the gene arl3a, whose product is annotated as ADP ribosylation factor like GTPase 3a. Gene Ontology annotation, biological process: cilium assembly. NCBI's taxonomy places the organism in Eukaryota, Metazoa, Chordata, Actinopteri, Cypriniformes, Xenocyprididae. Gene Ontology annotation, cellular component: microtubule cytoskeleton; cytoplasm. Gene Ontology annotation, molecular function: GTPase activity; GTP binding. Bases 143 to 691 code for a protein of 182 amino acids. The record is from RefSeq and is a predicted model, not a curated record. The transcript has 6 exons.
UUAACGAAUGUGCUGAUACAGAAACUGCCUCUGAAAGCUACCCAGAGAAAUGUGACAACAGCGGUCCCUUUAAAAUGACGCCAACGGCGGGUGACGUCACUUAACUCCCCCUAGUAACCCUCGUCGGCGUCUCGGAAGGAAGAUGGGUUUGUUGUCAAUCCUUAGAAAACUAAAGAGUGCCCCAGACCAGGAGAUACGCAUUCUGCUCCUCGGAUUAGACAAUGGUGGAAAGACGACACUUCUCAAACAGCUAGCCUCUGAGGAUAUUAGUCACAUCACCCCUACACAGGGCUUUAACAUUAAGAGCGUGCAGUCUCAGGGCUUCAAACUGAACGUCUGGGACAUUGGAGGCCAGAGGAAGAUCAGGCCAUACUGGAGAAACUACUUUGAAAAUACUGACAUGCUUAUUUAUGUCAUAGACAGUGCAGACAGGAAGAGAUUUGAGGAAACGGGACAGGAGCUGGCUGAGCUGCUGGAUGAGGAGAAACUUAGUGGCGUACCCGUUUUAAUCUUUGCCAAUAAGCAAGACCUGCUGACCGCUGCUCCAGCAUCUGAGAUCGCAGAGGGACUGAACCUGCACACCAUUCGGGACCGUAUUUGGCAAAUUCAGUCCUGCUCUGCACUUACAGGAGAGGGAGUCCAGGAUGGCAUGAACUGGGUCUGCAAGAACAUUACUGCAAAGAAGAAGUAGUGAGCCUAGUACUUUUUGUAAAGGGAAUGUGAAAAGCAAACUUUGUGAACUGUGUGGAUUUUCUACCAGCUCGUCCAGGUUAAAGGGACUCUUCUAACCCCUGACCCCUCUGAACCAUUCCUCAGCCAUCCACUCUGUACUCUCUAAACACUGUGCAAUAGCAUGAAAUUCUGAUUUAUACUGUACAAUCAACCACUGAAGUAAGUGUAAUAAGUGUUUUUGCAUUAUUAUUAUUAGAAUGUUAUGUCUGUUGGAUCUUGGAAUCUCUUUCAAUAUCUUGGAUUUCUAUGAUUUAUUCCUUUUAGAUUUAUUCCUUUUAGAUGUUUUAUACUUUGCUAGGCUUUUUUUUUUUUAAGAAAAACAUUACAUAAACCAUUUCUUGCAUAGCCUGUUUUAUUUAACUGACUGUGGGAUGAGUAUCAGGCUAAAUCACAAUGAUAACCUGUAUAUCACAACCAGCAGGGUUGCUACACAGGUGUGCUUGUAACAGGUUUAGUAAGCCUAAGAACCUGGCUGUAGCAGUGGAGAGUUUCUUCUAUUUACGAUGACAUGAUAUUGAGAGAAUAAUAUUCUCAUCCACAUGAUGCCUUCUGUAAAAGUCAGAAGUCUGAAGCACCAGACCAGCAUGUCACAUGUAACAGAUGCUCUUGUCACAAACAGGAAAAAAACAGAAUACAUUAGAAGUUAUGACAAUAAAUAUUUAAGAAAUGUCUACAAAAUGAAAAUUAAAUGACAUUUCUCAUUUCUCUAUGUCUGUAUAAACUUUAGCCAGUGCACAAUUAAUGGUGAAAGUCAAGUUAUUUUUACACCUUACAACCAGAAAUUAAUCUACACAUAGACUACAAUUAUUUUUUAUGGAAGCUUGUUUUUGCCACUGAUUAAAAAAUAAAAAAGGCAAUUGUGA